AUGUUACAUACAAUUGUUACUAUCGUUUAUGAUCGCGGUACUGCCUUCACGUCGCAGGAAUUUCAAAAUUUCCUCCUGGAAAAUAACGUCAAACAUGUAAAGAUUGCGACCGGAUCGCCUAAAGCAAAUGGCCAGGUCGAAAGAGUAAAUCGCGUAUUAUAUCCCAUGUUAGCAAAAUUAUCCGAUGACGCCUCUGGUAAAUAUUGGUACAAGGUACUUACCGAUGUUGAGUUCGCGCUCAAUAAUACUGUCCAAAAAACUACAGGUGAAACACCGAGUCUGCUGUUGUUCGGCGUUGACCAACGCGGCAAUGUAGUCGAUGUUUUGGGUGAAUGCCUUCAGCACGAACAAAGUAAAGAUGACAGGAACCCAAAAGAAUUAAGAGAUAAGGCCAAAGAUAAAAUUAAUAAGUCACAAGAGUACAACAAAACGUAUUUCGAUCAAAAACGGAAAGAACCGUAUAAGUACAAAGAAGGUGAUUAUAAACCAUCGAUUACGCAAAAACCGUACACCGGAACAUGGGAAGCUUGCAAUAUAAGGCCUUGGCAAGUCACCGAAGGUCCAAAUUACAAUGAUGAUCACUACCACGGAAGCAGCGCCACCAUACGGAGUGACGGUGACGCCAGUUACGCAUCUCUGAUGAGAGACGCACGGAGAGGGGAACAGAGCAGAGAGACCUGA
Messenger RNA from Diprion similis, 681 nucleotides. RefSeq lists its product as uncharacterized. Gene Ontology annotation, biological process: DNA integration. The coding region runs from base 1 to 681 and encodes 226 amino acids. The transcript has 4 exons. Gene Ontology annotation, molecular function: nucleic acid binding. The record is from RefSeq and is a predicted model, not a curated record. Lineage: Eukaryota; Metazoa; Arthropoda; Insecta; Hymenoptera; Diprionidae.